CACACGUAUAAACCCGUGUAUAAGCGGUGUUUAGGGUUUCUGCGUUUCCUUUAUAGCUAACAAAGGCUUUGAGCCCUCUUCUUGCUCUCAUUUUAGAUUUUCUAGGGUUUUUCAUCUGCCGCACUUCGACAAAAAGGCGCCGUCGCCAUGGGGAGGAGACCUGCGAGGUGUUAUCGCCAGAUCAAGAAUAAGCCAUACCCAAAAUCACGUUACUGCCGUGGUGUCCCUGACUCCAAGAUUAGGAUUUAUGAUGUCGGUAUGAAGAGGAAAGGAGUGGAUGAGUUUCCCUUCUGUGUUCAUUUGGUGUCAUGGGAGAAGGAGAAUGUCUCCAGUGAAGCUCUUGAGGCUGCACGUAUUGCUUGCAAUAAAUAUAUGGCUAAGUUUGCUGGAAAAGAUGCUUUCCAUUUGAGGGUGAGGGUUCAUCCUUUCCAUGUCUUGCGUAUCAACAAGAUGCUUUCAUGUGCUGGAGCUGAUAGGCUCCAAACUGGUAUGAGGGGUGCUUUCGGCAAACCUCAAGGUACUUGUGCUAGAGUGGCUAUUGGUCAGGUCCUCCUGUCUGUUCGUUGCAAGGACAGCAACAGUCAUCAUGCACAGGAGGCUCUCCGCCGUGCUAAGUUCAAGUUUCCUGGUCGCCAAAAGAUAAUUGUCAGCAGGAAGUGGGGUUUCACCAAGUUCAACCGCAAUGAUUACGUGAAAUUGAAGUCGGAGAACCGCAUUAUGCCGGAUGGUGUUAACGCCAAGCUACUCGGUUGCCAUGGACGGUUGGCCAACCGUCAACCCGGAAGAGCAUUUUUGUCUGCUUCUGCUUAAGAUGAUCUGCUGAAGAAUGUCUGCUUGAAAGCUUUGAUCAUGUUGGAGGAUGUUAUGAGUUUUUAUCUUUAGUAUGAUUUUAGUGAGCUCUGUUGAAGUUUAUUCCUUAGCUGUACUAUGUUAAGGAUAUUCUGGGAUUUUUCUAUGAUUUAAAUUUUUGGAUAAAUUGAUACCUAACCCGACUUCAGUUUCA
Messenger RNA from Ricinus communis (castor bean), 1003 nucleotides. RefSeq names its product 60S ribosomal protein L10. Gene Ontology annotation, biological process: translation; ribosomal large subunit assembly. The transcript has 4 exons. The coding region runs from base 148 to 810 and encodes 220 amino acids. Gene Ontology annotation, cellular component: cytosolic large ribosomal subunit; ribosome. Gene Ontology annotation, molecular function: structural constituent of ribosome. The record is from RefSeq and is a predicted model, not a curated record. NCBI's taxonomy places the organism in Eukaryota, Viridiplantae, Streptophyta, Magnoliopsida, Malpighiales, Euphorbiaceae.